CUUGUUUCACGUCGAUGUGGGUACUCGACAGUCCAGAAAGGACGGAUAGAUAAGCAGCUGCGGCUGGAGCUAAUGUUUCAUUAGCUAAAACCCUUUUUGUUGUUGUCGUUUUGCCUUUGUUACAAGCUGCUGUAUUCACUAUUGACUGAGCUACUUUUAUGAAUGUGAUGGAUGCCCGAGGGGUAGAAAAAUAAGCAGCAAUAGAUAACCCCGCCUUGCCAGCGAGCAAAACUGAAAGGAUUUCAUAUUUAUGUUGGAAUUUCCUUUUUCCUUUUUUUGCCGCUGAUGAAUUUUUUUUCCUUCAUUGACAUGAUGUGUGUUUGGACUGCCUCUGCCCGGAACUGAGCUGUCUCCGAAAGCAGGCACGACUUUUACACAUCUUGGCUUGGAAUUUGAGCGUGCAUUCCUAAAAGUUCACCUGUUAGCACUAACUGUUGGGCCACUGGGUAAGAUGGAGGCAACUGGUGCGUCCACAGAUGUUCUCCUGCAGAAACCAUGGCUUCCUGUUUCCAUUGAUGGCUGCCAACUGCUUGCAAAGAGUUGCUUUGGGGACACAAGGUACCAAAUCCUGCUGACUGACCUGCACUGCGUGUGGGAGGAGACUUUGCACUCGACAGCCAUCCAGAGCCGCGCUCAGGAGCUGAACAAGCGUCUGCAAGCCCCAGUCAAAGCGUUCUUCUCACACCUGUGCGAGUUGGUUCAGCCGUGUCUGUCAGGCAGUAGUCGGCUGCCCAAAGACGAAGCUGGCAUCUCUGUGAUGCAACUGGAUGGCGGUGACUUGAGCUUGAGGCUGAAGAGCAAGCUAUUAGGGUUGCCCUUCUAUUGGGAGUUUCGCUGCACCCCCGCUCCCAUCACUGUGGUGUGUCUUCAUCUGGUACAGCCCUUGUUGUCUAUGAGCCACGUGCUGAACCGGCAGGUGGAGCAGCUGGAAGGCUUGCUGGCCAGGAAGGAUGCUGAGAUCCAAGACUACAAGGAGAAUGGAGCCACACUCAGCAGAGCACGCCUGCAGACGGACAUUUUUGAGCGGCAUAUCUACAAAGGAAGCUUCCUGGCAAAGACUCUUCCUGUGGUUUGUUGUGACCCUCACGGCAUCUGGGACUUUGGAGGAGACCUCCAGGAGCUUUAUACUGCCAUCGUUUCACACGGAAUCAUGCGCAAACGCAAACUGUCUGAGCAGGACCAGUUGGUUGCCACGGGACCUGACCCCACAGCUUCCUCAGCCGCUGAAGCAGGUGCUGAGGGAGGAGAAGCCGACAGCGAGCCGAACCACACUAGUCCAAUGGAGGAAGCUGGGGACCACAUGGUCCACACAGCCACGGCACCGCAGCUCGUCACCUGUGGCCGUGCUGAGCGAGUGUCUUCCAAAGCAAAGAAGAAGAAAGUGGUGGGCUUGUUCAGAUGAGCGCCAGGAGUGGGCAAUGCCUUUUUAAAUGCAUGGACAUAUUUAAAUGAAUUACGUUUAGAUAGUUUUGAAUCUUUUAGACUCAAUGUUAAUCCAUUAUUUUAAUGAUUUUUAUCAUGGGAGAUAGGCCUUUUAUCUGAGAUUUCACAUUUAAAAUAAAUUAUUUUUCUAUUGAACUAAACAAGCUGUCAGAUAAAUCUUAUUUGCUGAA
Molecule: messenger RNA, 1613 nt
Organism: Phyllopteryx taeniolatus (common seadragon)
Lineage: Eukaryota; Metazoa; Chordata; Actinopteri; Syngnathiformes; Syngnathidae
Gene: nhej1
Product: nonhomologous end-joining factor 1
Exons: 9
Coding region: 452-1402 (316 amino acids)
Biological process (GO): double-strand break repair via nonhomologous end joining
Cellular component (GO): DNA ligase IV complex; nucleus
Molecular function (GO): DNA end binding
Source: RefSeq, a predicted model, not a curated record